CAGUAGGUUGGGGCCACUGGAGAACCUUAUAUGAGGUCUAAGCUUCCAGGAAUAUAUGUGAGAUAACUUCUUAGUUUAAUUGUAUCAGUGAAACACGUAAUUCCAAAUUUGGGCGGGGAAAUAACAUGGUCCCCACUUUUUGUUUUUGAAAUGAGUAGUGACAGUGAGAAAGAUGAAGCAAUCGUAAGGAUUGAAAAUGUGCUGCAAGAUUUUGAUGAAGAGGACUGUAUAGUUAUGGGUGGGAUUGAUGACAAGUCUGUGUGUACAUUUACAAGGGGUUAUGUAAAAAGACAGGCUCUUUACACCUGCCGAACUUGUCUGGAUAUUGAUGAAGUGAAAGCUGGUAUUUGCUUUCCAUGUGCAAUACAGUGUCAUGCUGGCCAUGAUUUGGUCGAAUUGUACACCAAACGCUCUUUUAGGUGUGACUGCGGCAACAUCAAAUUCGCAGGUGUGUGUGAGUGCAUUUUGUGGGAGGAAAAAGAUGAUGAGAAUGGUUUGAAUCAAUACAACGACAACUUCUCUAACCGUUAUUGCACGUGCCAGCGUUCCUACCCGGAUCCUAAUUAUAACGGCACCGAAGAGAUGAUACAAUGCGGAGUUUGUGAGAACUGGUAUCACUUGGAGCACCUCAAUAUGGAUGCUAACUUCAGAACUCCUGAUAAUUAUGAAGAGAUGACAUGUUUCAUUUGUCUCCAGAAGAACACAUUCUUGUUUUUACAGGCGUAUAACACUGAAGCUAUGUUUCGUCAGUCUUGUGAGACAGGUUCUAAUACUAAGUGUAGCACCCUUGUUCAUCCUAACUUUACUCCUGAGCUAAAGAAGUUGAGAAGGUCGGAAUCCGAUGAGAGUGAGAAGUCAGAAGAUAACUCUGCCUGUCGUCUUGCCAUUUGGGCGAACAAAAUGAACUGUCAUACCCCCGACUUCCGAUAUUUGUCUGUUGAGUGUUUGGACGGCGUCGACCAUAAGCGGAUCCCAUCUGUAUUUUGGGUCUCAGGUUGGAGAAAUUUUCUAUGUCGGUGUGAGGAGUGCAGGAAAAUGUAUAAACAUUUCAAAGUCGAAUUUCUUUUGGAUCCUGAAGACUCAAUGUCUCACUAUUUGCAGUUGGCAAAAGAAAGAACAAAGUCAAUUAAUGAAGAAGAAAAGCGUGCUCUGAGUGAAGCUUUGUCAGAGUUACCACAUCCUGUGGCAGUGAACUUCGCAACAGGUUUAGCACGAUUAAAAGGGGCUUUGGAAGAGUUUUUUACGAAGAAAAGGGAUGAAGACCAUGUAAGUAGUUCAUUUAUUUACAUAAUUCCGUUUCAUAAAAUUGUUUAUUCAUACUCUUCAGUUAGAGUGAAUGUGUUCCCAGCAACCCUUCCUUUUUUAUUAUAUCGAUUUGUUAAACUCCGGCUUGUUUAUUUCCUGAUUACAAAUUAUCUGUCGGUAUUCUUUAAGCCAUGUGUUCAAAAAAGUAUCUCAGAUCUGUGGUUUUUCAAACUUGUUUCUUAUGUGGCCGGUAUUUUCAUCUUCUGGCAAACCGAAGCUCUUCGAGAAUAUCCGUGCUACUUGAUCACAACAGAUUGAAUCAUUUUGUCAUCCACUACAUUCUUACGUACACCGAUGCAUCAUCAACUGUUGUUUAGUCGUCACCGAAUCAGAAGUUAGAGCGUUUUUUGAAGAUUUUCGCAAACACAAUCAAUUAUAACUUGAACACGACUGGGAAAAUUAAAUGGCAUUUUGUACAUUGAUAGCACUGUGUAUACUCAACUUGCAUUGAAGUAACAACGCCAUCUUGAGUGAAACGUGUUCAAUCAUUGCUUUGUUACACUAAUUAAAUGGAAUAAUGUCUGCUUUAGUUUCAUGAAUUUCCUUAGACUAGGGUUUUGUACGAGUGUCUGUGGAAUGUCUUUUAGAAAGAUAACCAUGGUACAUCUAAUCCUGUCCUAACAAAGUUGCUGGGUUUUACGCUGAACUCAUUUCAUCACAGGAACGAACUGCAUCCCGAGUUCUCACUGUUGAAGACCACAUGCUGUUUGCUGGUGCGCUACAUCACAGUAGUCAAGCAAAAAAAUUUACAACAACUAGCUG
Heterobilharzia americana is the source of this 2067-nucleotide messenger RNA. NCBI's taxonomy places the organism in Eukaryota, Metazoa, Platyhelminthes, Trematoda, Strigeidida, Schistosomatidae. The record is from the annotation of a GenBank genome assembly.